Messenger RNA from Spirodela intermedia, 3829 nucleotides. The record is from the annotation of a GenBank genome assembly. NCBI's taxonomy places the organism in Eukaryota, Viridiplantae, Streptophyta, Magnoliopsida, Alismatales, Araceae.
AUGGUGUGUAAUCUUUUUCAGUUUUUGAAUGCUGUUAAUCUCUUUUGGCGUUUGCAUCAGAUGAAAAAAUACUCUCUUUUUGAAAAUAAUAAUUACCUAAUUUUUUGUAUGUUAGCAGAUUUUCAUGCCUGAUGUUGGGAACAAAUGUCUCUAUGUAUUUGAUUCUUAUGAUCAAUUGAUGCUUGCUCGUUUUCUGUGUUAUCUAGUAUUUUGUUAAACUUUUGAUUUGAUGUUGGGAAGAUGAACAACAAAAAUGUUUAGAUCUCUGAUGCACAUAUUUCACCCUACGUCCACCCUGACGCUCAAGCCAUGGAUUGAGCCUUGGAAUCGUGUACUAUGACAGAAGAUCUUAUAAUCUAGAGACCUAUGAAAAUGUUCCACCUGACAUGAAAUGACCUGAAUAUUGUACCUGGGUCAAGCUCACUAGUCUCCCAUCCAGUGGGUUUCAUUGUACCUGUCUAUUGGGGAUUUUAAAGUUGUCAUUUAUCUUAUUGAUUUAUUGAAGCCUAAAUAUUUUGCCUUUCUGAACAUGACAUUGAUCUUUUUGCAGACUUUUAUUUGGCCAUUUGUGAAAUUCUGAAUGGGCUGCGUUUGUUUUACUUGCUUGGUUCAAUUUCUUGUCAAAUCAUUUGCUAAGGCUUGGUGCUUUAUUUUCUUCUGUUUUAUGCUUCUUCUUUUUUUGUGCGCCAGCUGCUGGAGAGUCAGAUAUCUAGUUCUUUUUCUCAUUAUUCUUAUCUUUUUCUGCAAUCAGGCGACUCUCAAUGAUUCUUUCUUAGCUGACCUUGAUGAGCUAUCUGACAAUGAGGAUCAUAUAACUGUGAGUUUUUGCUUACGUUUAUAUCACCUCUUUUGAUGGUGUUAUCUGUGUAAGCUGAUUUUACUAUCUGUUGGUUGCAAUGCUUGUGGCCUCUUCUUCACAUCUGAAAUUCUCCUCUAGGAUGAUGUGGACAAUGAGUUGGGAGAUAUGGAAGAAGAUAUUGAUGGUGACAUGGCAGAUAUUGACGCUCUUAACUAUGAUGACUUGGAUAGUGUCUCAAAAUUGCAGAUGACUCAACGCUACAUCGAAAUUAUGCAAGUAAGUGUGUUAAAAAUAUGUUCUAUAAAGUAUUGCAUUAUUUUUUGAAACUUCUCAGGUGAUUCGAUUUUCUUUGUUGCUAUUUGUCCAUUUCCGGUUCCAAUUUUUUUAAAAACUUUUUUCAUAUAUAUGCUGCAUCACAUCAAAAUUCACUUUUUUCUUCAAAGGACAGUGGUACUUUUCUUUAUUUAUUUUUUAGUUACAAAUACAUUUUGCAUUCGUAAAUCUCAUGAAAUGAGAUAUAUUUUUCCUUGCAGAAAGUUGAAGACGCUCUCCAAAAAGAGCAGGAUGUCCCAAGCUAUGGAAUGGCGUUAGAAGAUGAUCCUGAAUAUCAGUUAAUUGUUGAUUGCAAUGCUCUUUCCGUUGACAUUGAAAAUGAGAUUAUUAUUAUUCAUAAUUUCAUUCGUGAUAAUUAUCGUUUGAAGUUCCCUGAGCUUGAAUCUCUUGUACAUCACCCAGUUGAUUAUGCUCGGGUUGUGAAGAAAAUUGGGAAUGAAGUGGACCUUACCUUAGUGGAUCUUGAGGGACUUCUUCCAUCAGCUAUUAUUAUGGUCGUCUCUGUGACAGCAUCAACUACAAGUGGUAAACCACUUCCAGAAGAAAACCUCAAGAAGACAAUUGAAGCAUGUGAUCGAGCUCUUACUCUUGAUUUGGACAAAAAGAAAGUCCUUGAUUUCGUUGAGAGUAGAAUGGGUUACAUUGCACCAAAUCUAUCUGCUAUUGUUGGGAGUGCAGUUGCCGCAAAGCUCAUGGGAACUGCUGGUGGUCUUUCAGCAUUGGCCAAAAUGCCAGCAUGUAAUGUUCAGCUACUAGGUGCAAAGAAGAAAAAUCUUGCUGGAUUCUCGACAGCAACCUCCCAAUUUCGCGUAGGUUAUCUUGAACAGACUGAGGUUUUUCAAAGCACCCCUCCAUCUUUGAGAAUUCGUGCAUGUCGGUUACUAGCUGCAAAGUCAACUCUUGCUGCAAGAGUUGAUUCUACCAGAGGGGAUCCCACAGGCAAGACUGGGAGGGAUCUGCGGGAGGAAGUUCGUAAGAAGAUUGAGAAAUGGCAAGAACCACCCCCUGCAAAGCAGCCCAAACCUCUUCCAGUUCCAGAUUCAGAACCUAAAAAGAAGAGAGGUGGUCGUCGUUUGAGAAAAAUGAAAGAAAGGUAUGUCUCAUUUAUUCAUCAAAGAGCGUGGCUUUCUACCUUUCUCUGAUGUUCAUGCUGGUUUUGUAAGGCAUUCUUGCAGAUUUUGUGUUUUACUUCUCUUUGGUUUUUGCUAUUUUUGUUUUCAGGUAUGCAGUGACAGAUAUGAGGAAGUUGGCCAAUAGAAUGCUGUUUGGAAUACCAGAAGAGAGCUCUCUAGGUUAGUUUACACCUCUGCUUCUUUUUGCAGUAAGCAAAUUGUCUAGUAAUUUCUUGUUCAACAUUCUUAGGAUUAGGAAAAAUAGUAACGAUCAGAGUAAGAUGUUGAAUGGUGUUCUUAAAUAUUUAAUUAUCCAGAGUCAUUAUGUACAGAAAAUGUUUAUUAUUUUAUGGUAUAUCUCGGUUUAGGACAAUAUAGUAUUAUAUUUAAUUACUGUUUUACUUGGACCACAUAGCAAGAUCAUCUUGGAAUCAGGUGGGGCUGUGCUCAAUGCAUCAUCUCCUUGAUGUUUUUCUUCACUCCAAUCUCCUUCCGGAAUCCGUCUUAAUGUUUCACCCCUCUUUGGCAACAGAGGUAUAAUUUAAACGCAUAAUUAUUUUCAUAAAAUUGAGUCGGAUCGCUAUCAAAGAUUAUUAUUUAUGCUUUCAUAAUGAUGACCGCAUGCUUCCCACUCUGCAAAGCUUUUGUUAUCCCUUGGGAGCAAUUCAUGCCCAUAAGUGCUCAUGUUUACAUCUUGAGAUCAUUACCAUAUAUGGAUCCCAGGAAGCCAAAUUUCUGCUUCCUAUUUUCCUGACGACCUCUUCCAUCUAUGUCUUAGGGGACGGCUUGGGGGAAGGUUAUGGCAUGCUUGGCCAGGCAGGGAGUGGAAAGCUCCGUGUGUCAGCUGCUCAGAGCAAGCUGGCCUCUAAAGCCUCCAAAAGGUGUUCAAUCCCGUUUCUUUUUCUUGUGCAACUGGCAUCGAUUAUCUUUCCAUUCUAUUAUAUGUAUAGAUAUUAUUUUAUUUUGUAUAUAGAUAUUAUCAUUUUCUUGACCUCCACGGAUUUUAUUUCUUCAUGAAUGCUCUUUCGUGGAAGCAAAUGGCUCAUCCUCAUACUGGCUGGUCUCAUUAAUUCCUCAGGUUCAAAGAGAAGCUCUAUGGAAGCAGUGGUGCUACGUCAGGGCUGACAUCAAGCCUAGCCUUUACUCCUGUUCAGGUCAGGAUCCCCCCCUCUCUCUCUCUCUCUCUCUUUCUCUCUCUUCCUUUCUCCAUCUCUCUCUAUUUCCUCCCUCUCUUUCUGGGUUCUUGUCCAAGCACGGUCAAGCUCUCUGGUUUUCUUUAUUCACUGCAUUUCUCAUCAGCCUUGACCUAAGUUGGUGGAGAUAUAUAUAUAUAUAUAUAUUUAUGUGGAUUACAUCUAAGUUGAACCCACGAGAGAGACGUUUUGUAUAUUAGAUGAGGAAUCAUACCGCAUUAUAGGAAUCCAUUCAGUGUGCUAUGGUAAUUGAUAAUGCAUUCUCGUCCCGUUGUCAUUAUCAGGGGAUUGAGCUGACGAACCCGCAAGCCCACGGGAGCCAGCUUGGCAGUGGAACUCAGAGCACCUACUUCUCAGAGACGGGGGCUUUUUCGAGAAUAAAGAGGACGUAG